Molecule: messenger RNA, 3316 nt
Organism: Dacryopinax primogenitus
Lineage: Eukaryota; Fungi; Basidiomycota; Dacrymycetes; Dacrymycetales; Dacrymycetaceae
Exons: 5
Coding region: 1-3198 (1065 amino acids)
Biological process (GO): autophagy; response to starvation
Cellular component (GO): cytoplasm
Molecular function (GO): protein binding
Source: RefSeq, a predicted model, not a curated record
AUGCCCAAUCAGGAUACCCGCAAUGACGUAUCGAACAAUGUGCAAGUUGCAGGGCAUAUCCGUCAGCCUAUUCUCCCACGGGAACCAAGUACGCUCGAAACACUGACGAACGCGUUAUCCUCUCUCUCUACCCGUGUCCUACCUGCCUCUGCCUCGAAUGUAGCCGGUAUAUCUGCAGAAAGGCGGCUGUCCCUCCACGCACCGGAACUAGGUGGGGUUGCCUUCCCCACUUCUCCGAUGGCCCCGUUUUCGACGUUGGAAGAGCAGUUUGCACCCCAAGCACAGCGGGAGUACUUUACGCGGGCAAGGGAGCGAGAACGUGAAUCUAUCGGAUCUGUGAACGAUCUUACACUCGGGGCAUUCGGGGAGAGGGAGGAGAUCGUGUGGUCCGGCUUCGAUAACCUGCAGCUCGAACCCAGAGCUCCCCCGAAGCGGGUGCUGAUGAUUGUCUACGUGUCCGGAUUCCAGAUGUGGGAUACGACAGAUCCCGACAACGCACUGGAAAUCUUGAACUUGCGAGAGAAGGCCUUCCUUGGUCUCGAUAGUGCGAUGAUGUUGCCUACGCCGCUGCCGUCGCAAGAGACGCCGGACGAGAUGUACAAUCUCCGACCCCUCCUUGCUCUCGUCCGAGGCGGACAGCCCAGCAUCGCAGGAUCAGCCAAGCUGGAGGUCGUCCUAUACUCCUUGAGAACAAACGAAAUCGUGAAGACCAUUCCUUUCAGCCGUAGAGGCAGUCCGGGACGAGCUGUCAUCGCUGCUAGUGACAGAUAUCUCGUAGUGGGGACCUCUCAACCUCCAGCUCUGCAUGUAUUUUCGGCAUCGUCUCUUUCUCCUGUAUUGACUCCUAUCACGGACAUUGCCCCUCAUCCGAUCACACAGCUUCCAGUCUUUACGCUGGGGACACGCCUACUGGCAUACGCUACGACUCGCAUUCUCGACUCCGGGCAAACCGGCAUCAUCACUCGAGAGAGCCAGGGCAAUGAGGUCAUCAUCGCGCCUUCCGCUACAUCGACCGUUCUAGAGAUCGGCAAGGCUGCCCAGAAAGUAGGAGGCGGUGUGUUCAGUGGUGUCAAGACCUUGGGCGGGAUGGGUUACGCGUACUUCAGUGGCCGAGGACAAGAGACGUCCAGAGCUGACGAAUCGCCGUACAAACCAUACUCAAGGUCAGCUCCUCAGCCCUCUACGUUCCUAGGCAAUGUGGCGUCUUUGUCAGCAUUAUCAGGAUUCCAUCCCCCUUUGGAAGAGCUUCGCCCAAGCGGUAAGACCGCCGAAACUGGCUUUGUAUCUGUUGUCGACCUUGAUGGCCAUGCUUCUGGAAAGUUUCGACAGCUCGCUCACUUCCGCCCUUCCGCCAAGCCCACCACUAUACUCCAAUGGAAUCCCACAUCCAGCCUGCUAUUCGUUACCAGCACGGAUGGGCGGGCGUUCAAUAUCUAUGAGAUGCGUAACAAGUCUCGCUUGGCAUCCGAUAUUCCUUUGCCAGCUGGAAUACAGGAGGAUCUGCCCCACGUCUGGCAUCGAUACGAGUUGAAGCGAGGCUCUACACCUGCUACUGUUGUCCGCGCUAUUUGGAGUCCAGACGGACGUUGGCUCGCCGUUGGUACCCAGCGUCGCACUGUGCAUCUAUAUGCUCUCAGUCCUUAUUUCGGCCCGCCAAGUACUGAUACCCAUGGGAAUGCAAAGAUCCGCAAUCCCACUUCAUUUCAACAAUUGUCCUGCAUCGUGCAUCCGAUCGUUAGAUUCCAUUUUUCUCGUGCAACGGACUUGAAUAUCACUUCUGGAACCGAUAAUCAACCAUCAACCACUACCUCGGGUCUCAUUGCCAUGCCGUCGAACGGAAGUCGCACGUCUUCAGGCCCCCAACUGGCUCUUUCAUUCUUGCCAAGACACUCCAGUUUGUCUUCUCGGCUUAUACCCCACCCCCAGCUGUCAGCUGUUGCAUCGCCAUACGGUGUUCCUUCACCGAACACACGCUCCCCACAACUUCAGCCUGUUCGCUCACCGCCGAUGCUGCGGCGUCCAUCUUCGUCAUCUUCAUUCAGCGGAAACUUGCAAGACCUCAUUCUGGCCUACUUCCAGGAUGUGCUCGUCUUCAACCCUGCUGAUGGGAUGAUGUCUCUACAGCGAUGCUUACUCUCUCAGUCUUCCCAAAGCGCCCCUGUUGUCGAGCUCGGAACUCCUUCGAGCGGCGGAACGCCUCUUAAUGAUCGCACUCCGUCGAGCUCCUUUUCUUCACAACGUAUUCCCAAUCUGGGUGCCCUGCUUUCUGGUUCAGCCUCCGGUCGAGGCAUGGAGAAUUUGAUAGCAACAGCAAAUGCGGUUGCCAGCUGGAACUUGGAGCGCGAUAUGACUUGGCCCGAAGUCAGGCAGCCUCUUCAGAAGUCUGCUGCGAGAUAUGCCAUAGGCCAGCUCGGCAGAAAUGCUUUAAGAAAUGGUUGGCUCGCUAAUGCCGAGAUAGAAACAUGCUCCCAGUCUACUCGAAUCUUACCUCGAUCUAUUUAUCAGGCUCAUCAAUUCGAUUUCUUCGCCCUGCCCGAAGAUUACAAGAGCAAGGUCCGCAAUUACGAACUUGACAUGUUGGCGUUGAGGAUCGAAGUCAGGCAGGCGAUCGAAAUCCGCCCUUUGCAGCGACGACCAAGUCUCUCUUCCAUCUCCGGGCAAGAUGAGACUGCUAUCGCAAGCUCCUUUGAUGAGCCAAUCGCAUCCGCGAUGCGUACUGUUUUGGAUGCGCAAGCCACUACUCUUAUUAUUCCGGCUUAUCCCAAUGCUGUCUCACCUAGGACUGUAAAUACCUGGCUGGAUCCGGGACCAGUACGCUCUGUUGCAAACAGCCUGCAAGAGGGUCUGCAUGAAGGUUUCGGACUUUUGAAGAAGGAGAUCACGCGGGUCCGGGCACAUAAGCGCCGAUCUAUUUCCGACCAGUUCGACAAUUCCCUUCGUUUUGACGAGAACGACACCAUAUUUGAAACCGUGCAUCAUGAGGAAGAGGAGACGGCUCGCGAAGAAGAAGAAUGGGAAAGAGAUGAGGAGGCUGAUUAUAGACGUGCUCGGGAUAAUGAUCGCUUCGACGAUCUAAUCGUGGGCGUUAUGGACGAGGAGGAAGAGGAACGGAAGGCGAUGGCAGCUCGCGUACAACAGCAGCCUAGCAAGCCCAAGCCUACACGGCGCAAUGGACGGCAUCGCAAGGGUACUAAGUAACCACCAAGCAAUAUCUGAACUCGACUUUCACAUUUAACUAUCACAUUUCAUCAGUGUAUUAUUACCAAGGCGUCGCUUUGGACGAUGACAUUCACGUAUGUACGUAUUAAGGAAGAAU